Molecule: messenger RNA, 2162 nt
Organism: Fusarium oxysporum Fo47
Lineage: Eukaryota; Fungi; Ascomycota; Sordariomycetes; Hypocreales; Nectriaceae
Product: major facilitator superfamily domain-containing protein
Exons: 6
Coding region: 300-2012 (570 amino acids)
Biological process (GO): transmembrane transport
Molecular function (GO): transmembrane transporter activity
Source: RefSeq, a predicted model, not a curated record
AUCCAUCUGAAAAAAAUCACCAAGAAAAGCGAGCUCAAUGGUUGAGCGGAAUUCCGUUCCAGAAGUGAUAACCAACUCCGUUGACACCACUUUCAACCUUAACACCACAACAAAUGCACCCUGGACUAGAAAGUACACUAUGAAUUCCUUAGGGGAGACAGUGCUUAUGUCUUAUAUGGCUGUUUCAUCAAAUUGUUUAAAAAUGCGGUGUCCCCAUCAUGCAAGGCAACUUUUUGAAAGCCUCAAGGCUCAACCAACUCUGCAUCCUUAUUUGAAGGUCUAUCUUUGAAUGUGAUAAUAUGGCUUCGCCGACAUCAAAUACAGAGCGUAGCGAGCCUCAAACCAUCAGCGGCGAUGAUGAAAAGACCGAAUCGCGUUCAAAUACACCAACCUUGAACGAACCCACUCAAGACGAGAAGCCGAAGAAAUCAGAAGAUGGCGAUGGCGAACUCACAACAGAGGAGGAGGAAACUGAAUGGAUAUCAGGAUGGAAGCUUGCAAGCAUGAUGAUAUCCCUUACGCUUGCUGCAUUCUUAAUGCUGCUGGAUAUGUCCAUCAUCUCAACGGCUGUUCCGCGCAUAACUUCGGACUUUCACUCUUUGCCGGACAUAGGAUGGUAUGCCAGUGCAUACAAUCUUGCUAGUGCUGCCCUACAGCCACUUACCGGCAAAAUAUACAUGUACUUCAACACAAGAUGGACUUUCUUAGCGUUGUUCUUCGUGUUCGAAGUUGGCAGUCUUAUUUGCGGCGUAGCCCAGUCGUCUGCUAUGUUGAUUAUCGGCCGAGCCGUUGCUGGAAUCGGCUCUUCUGGUAUUCAGAAUGGUGCUCUUACUAUGAUUGCGAAGGCAGUUCCUAUUCAUAGGCGUCCGUCCCUUGUUGGUAUUAUCAUGGGGUUUGCUCAGCUGGGACUCAUCAGUGGCCCUUUGAUAGGAGGCGCUUUCACUCAGUAUACCACUUGGCGAUGGUGCUUUUACAUCAACCUUCCCAUCGGCGCCAUCUGUGCGGUUCUAAUUCUGUUCGUCCAUAUGCCUGAUCACCGAGCCAAUAGAGACGAAAGCGCCAUGCAGAUUCUGAAAACGAAACUCGACUUCACCGGCUUCGUCUUGUUCUGCCCUAGCAUAGUGAUGUUGCUACUAGCUCUCCAAUGGGGUGGUCUUGAGUAUCCCUGGGAUUCUGCAACUGUCAUUGGACUCUUCUGUGGCGGCGGUGUUCUUUUCAUCAUCUUUGUAUACUGGGAGCAUCGCGUUGGUUCAGAGGCCAUGAUUCCUCUCCCAAUUGUACGCACAAGGGAGGUCUGGGCUUCAUGCCUGUCACAGUCGUUUCUGUUUUCUACGGUGAUGGUAGCAUCGUACUAUUUUCCUGUCUAUUUCCAGUCGGCUAAAGAUGCUUCACCUUUCACUAGUGGUGUCAAUCUUCUCCCUAGUAUUCUCAGUGUCAUCUUCGCAGCUGUCGCGAGUGGCGCUCUUGCUCAAAGGGUUGGCUACUAUCUUCCAUUCGCCACAGCCAGCGCCAUUCUCUCUUCUAUCGGCUUUGGUCUAGCCUCCUCGAUGAGCCCUUACGCUUCAACGGCUACAUGGGCCGGCUAUCAGAUUCUGAUAGGUCUUGGACGUGGUCUCGGUCUACAGAUGCCCAUUAUCGCUAUCCAGGCGAACACGAGUGCCGAUGUUACUCCUAUAGCCAUGGCGAUCUUGACUUUCUCUCAAACCUUUGGCAGUGCGAUCUUUAUCACAGCUGCGAAUGUCAUUUUCACUCAUGAGCUUCGCAAUGAGCUUGUCGCAAGACUUCCCGAUAUCAACGCUGACAUGAUCAUCGAUGCCGGUGCUGGAGCAGUCAGUGAAGUUGUUUCAGGAGCAGAUUUACCGCAGGUCUUGUGGUCGUACUCUAGAGGUGUGCGUGCGACGUUUCUGCUUGCUGUAGGCACGUCGUGUGCCAUGGUUCUUUCGUCUUUUGGAAUGGGAUGGAAGGAUAUCAGGAAGAAGCCCGGCUCUUCCCCUGUCCCUGAUGAAGCCUGAAGAGAAAAUAGCAAAGGCUUUGAGGUUCAAGCACGAUAUGGAAAUUCGAGCAUACAUAGAAUGGCUGGUUUUUGUGCAAUGAAAAGCAUGGGCCAUAUGAUUAGAGGCAAUAGUAUGACAAUCUCAACUUAAUUACAUCAUUAUAAUGAA